AGCUGAGCCACGCCGGGGCGAGCGCUCUCAGUGCGAGCUGAGUGUGGAGCCGGAGGCCGACGGCGACUGCUCUCGCCGCUCCAGUCCUCCGGCUGCCGGACCCCGGCUGCGGCGCAGCUCCGCCGCCCGCCGCCCCGCGGAGAAGGAAGCAUGCUGGCCGUCGGCUGCACGCUGCUGCUCGCCCUGCUGGCCGCGCCCGCGGUCGCACUGGUCCUCGGGAGCUGCCGCGCGCUGGAGGUGGCAGAUGGUACGGUGACGAGCCUUCCGGGGGCCACUGUUACCCUGAUCUGCCCCGGGAAGGAAGCGGCAGGCAACGUUACCAUUCACUGGGAGUUCUCUGGCUCACAGAACAGAACGUGGACUGCCAGGGGAAGCACUCUGGUUCUGAGGGCCGUGCAGAUCAGUGACACUGGGGACUACUCGUGCUUCCUGGAUGAUCACCUGGUUGGGACUGUGCCCUUGCUGGUGGAUGUUCCCCCAGAGGAGCCCAAGAUCUCCUGCUUCCGGAAGAACCCCCUCGUAAAUGCCAUAUGCGAGUGGCGUCCGAGCAGCACACCCUCUCCAACCACAAAGGCUGUGCUGUUUGCAAAGAAAAUCAACACCACCAAUGGGAAGAGUGACUUCUGGGUGCCCUGCCAGUAUUCUCAGCAGCUGAAAAGCUUCUCCUGCCAGGUGGAGAUCCUCGAGGGUGACAAAGUGUACCACAUAGUGUCACUGUGCGUCGCGAACAGUGUGGGAAGCAAGUCCAGCCCCAAUGUAGCGUUUCAGAGCUUAAAAAUGGUGCAGCCGGAUCCACCUGCCAACCUAGUGGUGUCAGCCAUACCCGGAAGGCCUCGCUGGCUCAAAGUCAGCUGGCAAGACCCUGAGUCCUGGGACCCAAGUUACUACUUCCUGAAGUUCGAGCUUCGAUACCGACCUGUAUGGUCAAAGACGUUCACAGUGUGGCUGCUCCAGGCGGCCCAGCACCAGUGUGUCAUCCAUGAUGCCUUGCGAGGCGUGAAUCACGUGAUACAGAUCCGUGGGAAGGAGGAGUUUGACCUUGGCCAGUGGAGCGAGUGGUCCCCGGAGGUCACGGGCACUCCUUGGAUAGCAGAGCCCAGGACCACGCCGGCAGGGAUCACCUGGAGCCCCACACAGGUCUCUGUUGAAGACUAUGACAACCAUGAAGAUCAGUACAGAAGUUCUACAGAAGCAACGAGUGUCGUCGCUCCAGUGCGAGAAUCCUCGUCUGUAUCCCUGCCCACAUUCCUGGUGGCUGGAGGAAGCCUGGCGUUUGGGUUGCUCCUCUGUGCCUUCAUCAUCUUGAGACUCAGGAAGAAAUGGAAGUCACAGGCCAUGAAGGAAAGCAAGACGACCUCUCCUCCACCCCCUCCGUAUUCCUUGGGACCACUGAAGCCGGCCUUCCUUCUGCUUCCUCUCCUCACCCCAUCAAGGUCCCGUGACAGCUCUGGGUCUGACCACACCGUAAGCCACAGCUGCUUAGGUGUCAGGGACGCACAGAGCCCUUAUGACAAUGGCAACAGAGACUACUUAUUCCCCAGAUAGUCGUCUGGAUGGUACCUGGCAGCUGGCACGGCACCUCGAGAUCAGCACACAAGUUUCUCACUUCCGGUGCCAUCCACCUGGGCUGGGGGCGGGGCAGGCGGGGCUGCAGAGUUAGCAUCCCACAAGAGCUCUGCAAAGGUUCUGAGUGGGGGAAGACCGGAACGCUACCUAGGCUCCGGAGGAAGGGGCUGUGAAGAACUCAGGCCAUCGUGAAGAUUGCGUCGAAUAGAGACGCCGGUCAGCUACACAUCUGCACCCUCAGGAAGCCGCGGGAAAGGGUGCCGAGGCUGCCCCUGUUGCCUAGCUCCAGCUCACUGCCCCAAGCCACCUUUUAGCCUGAUCUCCUAAAGCCAAGCACCUUUGUCACUCUUUCCGAGGCCACUGAGACCGGGAGGAAGCUUGGUUCUUCUUUCCUUCUCAACACCUGGAAAGCAGCUGGCCCGUGGUGACUAAUCUCUCAGGGCCUGAUGGUUUACGUGAAUGACAGUUUCUCAUAAGCAGUUUUAAAAUGUGAAUGAUAAUCCUCGGCACUGCUGGCUGUGGAGGUUUUAUUUUCUUCUUCGAUCUCAGGACUUCAGGAGAGAAGCAGAACGGAAGUAGAGAGUGGAUGGCUGUCUACUGUCUGUGUGGUACAUGAGGGCGAUACAGCCUGGAAACAGGUUUCCUGUCCCCCUGCUCUCCCGGAAGAGGGCUGGUGGUAGGGGGUGAGAGUACAACUACUUUACCCCAGCCUCACCCAUACUGGUUUUAACCGGACUGAUUGGAGCUACUAGGAAAGACGACAUUCAUGCAAAACAAAAACUUUAACUAGCUGGAAUGCACUUUCAUUUUGGUUUUUAGAGAACUGUUGCGGGUUUAUCUCCAGACUCUGGAAGAGGCCGCUCACAGCUCCCUGGUGGGUGAGCGCCCCCUCCUCCCAUGGAGUAAACGCCAAGUCAAGUGAAAAUCGAGAAAAAAAAGCAGCCCAGUUUCCUAUAACAGAAAAAGCCUUUGGUUUCGUUUUGUAUCUUGAUUUUUUUUUUUUUUUUUGUCCUAAAAACUGUAAAAAUAGUCUGUCCAUACUCUGCUUCAGGGAAUGAGCCUGUGAAUGCUACCAGGCGCAGGCAGGAAGGGUGUCUGCUUCCUGCUACACCUCACUGCCACCUUGGGCCUUCCUUGCUUACAUUUGACUGAGUGGCCUCCGCUGCUUUCCCUUGGGGCUUUGAGGAAUCCAGUGAUGUUAGUGGUUGCUGAGCAGACCACAGGGCCACGGAGCGAUGCUCAGAUUAAAGUGAGUUAUGCAACCACAGCACCCCACGUCUGCCCACAGCACCCCACGUCUGCCGUCCUACACAACUUCGCCAGUAGCUUGCCUUUUCAGAAAAUCCCACCACCACAGGCCGGCAGAGCUUGGACGCUGUCAUCCCGUGCCAGCUGAUUGCCAGCUCCAAGGGGCCACUGACUUUAGCAUUAGUUAUUUCCUUUGUGGGCUUUGUACAUUUUAGGUCCUGUUGCUGUCUUAGAAAAAGCUCUGUAGAAAAAUCAGGCAGGGAUUCAUGUUUAUUUUUAUUUUUUCCUUUGCUAAGUUUUUGGGACUCAAAGGUAGCAAAAAUGCUGUGAAAGGGAAAUAUUAGAAAUAUUAGAAAUAGUGAUCUUCAGGGGAUGGGUGACUGUGCCCUCUCACAGUGCUUCAGUCCCUCACAGGGCUCUGCCAGGCAGGGCAGGUGGGGCAGAAGAUUGAAAUCCAGAUAGCUCAUUAUCUCUGAGAGCUAAAGAGCUUUGAUCUCCAAGUUGUUAUUGCUUUCACUAUUGUUGUAACAGGAUAGCCUUCCCUCACCCCCAUAUCAAAAGGAAGCCUUUUCCUUUCGACUUUUUAUAAGCUAAGUCAAUGAAGUCUGUUUCAUCUGAGCUCCAGCUUCGUUCAGUUCACACAGGUGUAUGCCCUCAGCUGCUCUGGCCUCAAAUCUGUGCCAGCUGAGUGGCUGUCCCAUCCUCGGGUCAGUCUUACUGGAGUUUCUACAACCCACAGAUGCCUUGUCAACAGUACCAUUUAACACCAGCAUUCAGCCACCAGGUGGCCAGAUGCUGAAGGUUUAGACAGAGAUGAUUUAAACAUGGUCUUUGCUGCAUGGUAGACAGUGGGGAACACAUACUGGUUCUAGUUCUAAAGUGAUCUUUGCUUCUUCUGGCAUUAGUGAAAUAGCUUUAAACUAUUUCAAGGGAGAAGCCUUGGCCACACCCAAGGCCACACCCAUGACAUUUGGUGGUAGUCCUUUCUCUCCAGGAGCCGUGCUUCUCACCUGGCUGAGAGCUCACACUGAAUCUUUCCUGUGUCCCUGGCGUCUUGGGAGAAAGGAAACUGGUGUGGGCUUUACUGCUGGAACUGGCUGGGAGCCAGUGCAAAGCUGAGCCCAGCAGGGUGAGGCAGGGUUAGCUAUGGUGUGCUGGUUUCAGGAAUGCCUGCUUUGCCUGGUGGCUUGGACUAUGAAUUGCAGAGUUUCCUAGCAGUUCUGUAUGGCUGACCUAGUUGGGGAAGAUUCCCACACAACUCCAGGUGGAGGUGGUGAGAAACCUGUUUUCAUUUGGAGAGGCAGGAUCAUCCCAAGAGCCUUUUCCAUGGUGUGGUCCAGCCUACAGCGAGGUGUGGCGGAAGAUGCAGGCUAGCUGGCUCAGGUCCUGGUGCUGGUGCUUGGGAGGGUCUGCCGAAGGUCUCUCCAGCCUCUAGUGCUGGUGCAGUUGGGUGCCAGUUCCAGGAGGUUUCCAUGGCAACCUUAAUGCCUAUUAGGGAACACUGUCAGUUUUGUGAACAUAUGCUAGAUGGAGAUCUUGUUUUCAGGGAAAGGAUUGGGACAGUGCUUAGCAAAUAGGAACGGACAGAGACUUUCUGGCAAGAGCUCACACCCGUUAAAUAGGAUACCUCAAUGCUACAUGUUUUUGUCUUUGAGACAAUAUUUUUUUUAAGGUUUUUACACUCUCUUACCUGUAAGCUGAUACCUAAGACUUUCGGCAAAGUCAGUGUUUUUUAAUGCCUUUUCCCCCAUUGUUUGCUUUAAAGUGAAAUUUGUAACUGUUUGAAAUAAAUAAUUUCUAAAACUGUA
Apodemus sylvaticus (European woodmouse) is the source of this 4622-nucleotide messenger RNA. It is a transcript of the gene Il6r, whose product is annotated as interleukin 6 receptor. The transcript is spliced from 10 exons. The coding region runs from base 151 to 1545 and encodes 464 amino acids. Gene Ontology annotation, cellular component: external side of plasma membrane; membrane. The record is from RefSeq and is a predicted model, not a curated record. NCBI's taxonomy places the organism in Eukaryota, Metazoa, Chordata, Mammalia, Rodentia, Muridae. Gene Ontology annotation, biological process: cytokine-mediated signaling pathway. Gene Ontology annotation, molecular function: cytokine receptor activity; protein binding.